UUGAGUAUCUACAUCACAUUUUACCCAGAGCAGAAAUUUCCCUGGCAAAAAGGGCAGUAAGUUCAACCACCCCAAACCUCUCUGGCUAUGGACCUGUUAUUAUCAUAGUUUCAUUACUGGUAAUAUCAUAUUUAUUUUUCAAUUUGACAGAGGUUUUUACAUUACACACCGAGGAGAACACUACAGUGCCACCCAUAGGCAAAACUUCAAGAAAAAAGAAAAAUAAAGGUUGAAGAGUUACCUGACAUCCAGGCUGUACCUUCAGAGAAACCUAAAAGAAAAGGCAAAGGUGCUUCAAAGAAAGAUACUGUCAAAAGUACAUGUGAAAAACAAACAGAAGAAGAAAUAGUGAUAUUAUUGGAAAACAGUAAUUCACAAAGUGAAGCAAAAGAAACUCAUCAAAAUGAACCUCCAAAAGGAAGAGCAAGGAAAAAACUUAAAAACAAACUUUCCCUGGAAAUUGCUGAAGAAUUGCCAGAAGUAUCCAAUGACACUGACCCAGUUGUUCCUUCUGAAAUUUUGCAAAAAAAGAAAUCAGGAAAGAAAAAAAAGAAAAGACAACCAGAACCAGAAUGUUCAGCAAUACUGGUAAAUGAGAUGGUAUCUAGUACAGAAACCCAAGUCAAUGGAAAUGUCAUAGCAGACAAAAACUCACAGUUUGUGGAGGCUCUGUUAGUAGGAAACAGACAAAAGCAAAAGAAGGAUCCGUCAAGUAACAGCAAGGAUGUUGAAACUUCUGUGGUGGAAUUGCAUAACUUUCACGUGCAAGGCAAUAAGGACAAAAACGUGGAUUUAAGCAAAAAUACUGGAGAAGAGUGCUUGAACCCAAUGAAGCCUGUUGCUGCCUCUGCAGUGCCAGUUGAUCUUAAUGUUUCAGCUGUGAGUUUUGAAAUUCCUUAUUGUGACAUUGCUGAUGGACAGGCCUCUGAAGUGUCUCCUGCCAGACAGGCACUCAUGAAAAUGACCCAGAACCGUCGCCGUACAAGCAUCAUUCGUGCCGAGUCUGAAAGCAAGUAUCUUGGUGAGAUUAAGAUGUUGAAAGCAGAGUUGAAGAAAGUUCAAAAAGACAAGGAUCUGCUGGCAGCACAGAAGCAGGAUCUGGAGAUGAAAACAGAGAAGCAGUUGAUACAGAAAGAAGAGAACAUGAUGGAGAUGUUUGUGAAUGAAAUCAAAGAGUUAAAAGCAGAGAAAGAUUUGAUUGAGCAAGAACUUCAGGCAGAAAUGGCAAAGUUAGUAAAAGAUAAAGACGAGGAAUACAAAGAGACUCUCAAAAAGGAGAAACAAGAUCUAACUUCCAGAAUUGAUUACCUCAGCAACUAUCUCCAGGAACUGAAAACUGAAAGGAUUACUUUGCUGAAUCAGCACAGAGAAGAAAAGGAAAAGUUAAAAGAAGAGUGUUCUCUCCAAGUGGAGACCAGAGUGCAGGAAACCAGGCAGGAAAUGGCAGCUCAACAGGAAUUCCUUCAGAAAGAACUCCAGAAGAAAGAGGAGAUUAUGCAGAAGCUUGAAGAGGGAAUGGAAAAUGAACUUCAGUGCAGCAUUUGCAAUGAAAUGUUUAUUGAGGCGUUAAUACUAAAUUGUUCACAUUCCUUCUGCAAACUUUGCUUGGACAAAUGGAUGGAGACAAACAAUGUGUGUCCACUAUGUCGAAAGGCCUUCAAGAAGAAGAAAAAGUUGCCUAAUCGUGUGCUUGAUAAUCACAUCGAACAUCUAGUUGCAACUUUGGGAACGGAUGUUCAAGAGAGACGACGGCAAGUGGUUGAAGAAAGGAAAGCUGAACAAGAAGAAUGGAAUGAAAGACAGAGGGUAAAACGCCAACAAGAGGAAUUGCAAUUGCGUCAGGGGCAAGCAACACAUCAGCAGCAGGAAAGACACCAGCAACAAGAGAGACAGCCACAACAACAGCAGCAGCAGCGGUCUACACCUGUUCCUGUGCAGCCAAGACAGCAGCAACUGCCUCACCAACACCACCAACAUGGAUUUAACCAUCGACGUCAUCAGGAAUCACAGUGGAUAAAUACACACUAUAAUUGGUGGCACACACAGGCAAGAGAAGACCACUCCCAAACUGGACACCAAAGUCAAAGAACCCAUGCCACUUUUUGGGACUUGGAAAACAGGCCUAUAGUUAGUGCUCAUACAAUGCAACAUCAACAUCAGCAUAGAGGCUAUUACCAAUAGUGCUGUAGCUUUCUGGCCAUUUUCCCCAAACUGGAUUUAUGACUGUAUAAAGGCCGAUUGCCAGAAGUUUAAUAUGGUGUGUGUCGUAGCAGUAUUAAUUCCAAUUUGUUUUGAAAAACACUUUGUCUAAGUGUACAAAGAAAUACUGCAGUGAUGAUAUCUUUGUAAUCUUACAAACAGCAAUGACUUUUGCUUUGAAGUGUGCAACAUAAAAAAUAAUCAGAAAGUAUAAUCUUUUUCUUUCACAACCCAAACAAAAAAACAAUAUGAGUGUGUAUUUAUAUAUAUUUAUCUUUUUAAAACAUUAGAAUAAAUUGGCCUUUUCUAGUACUACUUAUUUUAGGAUUCUUUGUAAUGUAGUCUUUCAGCAGUUAACUAUGAAGUGAUAGCUUAUACCCUAGUUGAGUGCAGAUUUCACAAUUUUAUAGAGCUGUAGUAAACAAAAAUUUACAUGUAUCUGUAGUAAUAAGUAAAGAAAACUAAUUUAAGGUUGCAUGUGGAUAGUCCAGAACAGAAAUGUCUAUGAUCAUAAAAUAGAGAAGUUAAAUUUUGAAUGUUAUCAAUCCAAAGUAAAACUGAAAUAUUUGGAUUUUUUUAGAUGUAUUGGUAAAAAAAAAAAAAAGAAAUAUAUGUAUCUGGCUUUAUUAUUUGCAAUUCUGUAUUAAACACUUAACUUCUUAUUUAAGGAUAUUGUUACCCUUUAUCAUCAUCCAGUUAAGGAAAAUGAGAUUUUUCCUGCAUCUAAUUAUUCAAUAAUGCAUCUAUCUUUGUGCUGAUUUAAAACAAUA
Lingula anatina is the source of this 2969-nucleotide messenger RNA. RefSeq lists its product as uncharacterized. Gene Ontology annotation, cellular component: cytosol; ubiquitin ligase complex; nucleus. NCBI's taxonomy places the organism in Eukaryota, Metazoa, Brachiopoda, Lingulata, Lingulida, Lingulidae. The record is from RefSeq and is a predicted model, not a curated record. Gene Ontology annotation, molecular function: ubiquitin protein ligase activity; histone binding; metal ion binding. Gene Ontology annotation, biological process: ubiquitin-dependent protein catabolic process; protein K48-linked ubiquitination; double-strand break repair.